Olea europaea var. sylvestris is the source of this 405-nucleotide messenger RNA. RefSeq names its product UDP-arabinopyranose mutase 1-like. The record is from RefSeq and is a predicted model, not a curated record. Gene Ontology annotation, cellular component: cytosol; Golgi apparatus. The transcript has 2 exons. Lineage: Eukaryota; Viridiplantae; Streptophyta; Magnoliopsida; Lamiales; Oleaceae. Gene Ontology annotation, molecular function: UDP-arabinopyranose mutase activity. The coding region runs from base 1 to 405 and encodes 134 amino acids. Gene Ontology annotation, biological process: UDP-L-arabinose metabolic process; plant-type cell wall biogenesis.
AUGGCAGCAAUUCAGGCCUCGAAAUCUUCGACCCCAUUGCUCAAAGAUGAACUAGACAUAGUGAUUCCGACCAUCAGAAACCUGGAUUUCCUCGAAAUGUGGAGACCCUUUUUCCAGCCCUACCAUCUGAUCAUUGUUCAAGAUGGAGAUCCAUCGAAAACAAUCAACGUCCCAGAGGGUUUUGAUUAUGAACUCUACAAUCGAAAUGAUAUAAACAAGAUUCUGGGUCCUAAGGCUUCGUGUAUUUCAUUUAAGGAUUCGGCUUGCCGAUGCUUUGGCUAUAUGGUGUCGAAGAAGAAGUAUAUCUUCACCAUUGAUGAUGAUUGCUUUUAUCAGACACUGAAUUUUGUUUGUGUGGGAAGACUGGAUUUUGAUAAGUGGAUUUAUAUGACAAUUACUGUAUGA